GCCAAGUGUUUCUCCAGCUGGACAAGAUGUCUAUGCUGGACAUGAGUGAGUUUGGGGAGGCUGCUCCGUACCUCCGGAAAAGCUACACGGAGCAGCUGAAGCUCCAGACAAUCCCCUUCGAUGGAAAGAAGCGAGCUUGGAUCCCAGAUGAGAAAGAAGCCUAUAUAGAAGUGGAAAUCAAAGAAAGCUCUGGUGGCAAAGUCACUGUGGAAACCAAAGAUAAGGAAACGCGGGUGGUGAAGGAGGACGAGGUGCAGCCCAUGAACCCCCCCAAGUUCGACAUGAUUGAGGACAUGGCCAUGCUGACACACCUCAACGAGGCCUCCGUGCUCCACAACCUGAAGCGCCGCUACUCCCACUGGAUGAUCUACGGCACCCUCGAGGAUCAAAUCAUCGAGGCUAACCCAGCUAUGGAAGCUUUUGGCAACGCCAAAACCAUAAGGAAUGACAACUCCUCGCGUUUUGGCAAGUUCAUCCGGAUCCACUUUGGUCCCUCCGGGAAGUUGGCCUCGGCAGACAUUGACAUCUAUCUUCUGGAAAAAUCCAGAGUGAUUUUCCAGCAGCCCAAAGAGCGAAGCUACCACAUCUACUACCAGAUCCUCUCUGGGAAGAAACCAGAGCUGCAAGAUAUGCUGCUGCUCUCCCUCAACCCCUAUGACUACCACUUCUGCUCCCAGGGUGUGACAACUGUGGACAACCUGGAUGACGGGGAGGAGCUCAUGGCGACAGACCAUGCCAUGGACAUCUUGGGCUUCAGCAAUGAUGAGAAAUAUGGCUCCUAUAAAAUAGUGGGGGCCAUCAUGCACUUUGGCAACAUGAAGUUCAAGCAGAAGCAGCGAGAAGAGCAGGCAGAGGCUGAUGGCACUGAAAGUGCUGACAAGGCUGCCUACCUGAUGGGAAUCAGCUCAGCUGACCUCAUCAAGGGGCUGCUCCAUCCUCGUGUCAAAGUGGGCAAUGAGUACGUGACCAAAGGUCAGAAUGUGGAGCAGGUGCUCUAUGCUGUGGGAGCUCUGGCCAAAGCCACCUACGACCGCAUGUUCAAGUGGCUGGUGACAAGGAUCAACAAGACCCUGGACACCAAGCUGGCCAGGCAGUUCUUCAUCGGAGUACUGGACAUUGCAGGCUUCGAGAUCUUUGAUUUCAACAGCUUUGAGCAGCUGUGCAUCAACUUCACCAAUGAGAAACUGCAACAGUUCUUCAACCACCACAUGUUUGUCCUGGAGCAGGAAGAAUACAAGAAGGAAGGCAUCGAAUGGGUCUUCAUUGACUUUGGCCUGGACCUGCAGGCCUGCAUCGACCUGAUUGAGAAGCCAAUGGGAAUCCUGUCCAUCCUCGAAGAGGAGUGCAUGUUCCCAAAAGCUUCUGACAUGACCUUCAAAUCUAAGCUCUACGACAACCACAUUGGGAAGUCUCCCAACUUCCAGAAGCCCCGUCCGGAUAAGAAGCGGAAAUACGAGGCCCACUUUGAGGUGGUGCACUAUGCGGGUGUGGUGCCCUACAACAUCAUUGGGUGGCUGGACAAGAACAAGGACCCCCUGAAUGAGACAGUGGUGUCCAUCUUCCAGAAAUCCCAAAACAAGCUCCUGGCUUGUCUCUAUGAGAACUACGUGGGCUCUGCUUCAGAGGAGCCUCACAAGCCGGGGACCAAGGAGAAACGUAAAAAGGCAGCUUCUUUCCAGACAGUGUCGCAGCUGCACAAGGAGAAUCUGAACAAGCUGAUGACCAACCUGCGCUCCACCCAGCCCCACUUCGUGCGCUGCAUCAUCCCCAACGAGACAAAGACCCCAGGAGCCAUGGAUUCCUUCCUGGUGCUGCACCAGCUGCGCUGUAACGGUGUCCUCGAGGGCAUCCGCAUCUGCCGGAAGGGAUUCCCCAACAGGAUCCUCUACGCAGACUUCAAGCAGCGUUACCGUAUCCUGAAUCCAACAGCCAUUCCAGAAGACAAGUUUGUGGACAGCAGGAAAGCCACGGAGAAGCUGCUGAGCUCCCUGGAACUGGACCAUGCACAGUACAAGUUUGGUCACACCAAGGUGUUUUUCAAGGCUGGUUUGCUGGGCUUGCUGGAGGAGAUGCGAGAUGAGCGUCUGGCCAAGAUCCUGACCAUGCUGCAGGCCAGGAUCCGCGGAUUCCUCAUGCGCCUGGAGUACCAGAAGAUCAUCAGCAGGAGGGAAGCCCUCUAUACCAUCCAGUGGAACAUCCGGGCCUUCAACGCUGUCAAGAACUGGUCCUGGAUGAAACUGUUCUUCAAGAUCAAGCCUUUACUCAAGUCUGCUCAGACUGAGAAGGAAAUGUCCAACCUGAAGGAGGAGUUCCAGAAGCUGAAGGAGGCUCUGGAGAAGUCUGAGGCUAAGAGGAAGGAGCUGGAAGAGAAGCAGGUCUCCAUGAUCCAGGAGAAGAAUGACCUGACUCUCCAGCUUCAGGCAGAGCAAGACAACCUGGCAGACGCCGAGGAACGCUGUGACCUGCUGAUCAAGUCCAAGAUCCAGCUGGAGGCCAAGGUGAAGGAGCUGAUGGAGCGUGUGGAGGACGAGGAGGAGAUGAACUCAGAGCUCACCGCCAAGAAACGCAAGCUGGAGGAUGAGUGUGCAGAGCUGAAGAAGGACAUCGAUGACCUGGAGAUCACUCUGGCCAAGGUGGAGAAGGAGAAACAUGCCACAGAGAACAAGGUUAAAAACCUGAUUGAGGAGAUGGCUUCUCUGGAUGAGAUCAUUGCCAAGCUGACAAAGGAGAAGAAAGCCCUGCAGGAGGCCCAUCAGCAGGCCCUGGAUGACCUGCAGGCUGAGGAAGACAAGGUCAACACGCUGACCAAAGCCAAGGUCAAACUGGAGCAGCAAGUGGAUGAUCUGGAAAGCUCUCUUGAACAAGAAAAGAAGAUCCGCAUGGACCUGGAAAGAGCUAAGAGGAAGCUUGAGGGAGACCUGAAGCUGACACAAGAUUCUAUAAUGGAUCUGGAGAAUGACAAACAGCAGCUGGAGGAGAGGCUCAAGAAGAAAGACUUUGAACUCAGUCAGCUGAAUUCAAGGAUUGAAGAUGGGCAGGUGACUGAGGCCCAGCUGCAGAAGAAGAUCAAGGAGGUCCAGGCCCGUGUGGAGGAGCUGGAGGAGGAGCUGGAGGCCGAGCGCGCGGCCAGAGCCAAGGUGGAGAAGCAGCGGGCGGAGGUGUCCCGGGAGCUGGAGGAGCUCAGCGAGAGGCUGGAGGAGGCCGGCGGGACCACGGCCACGCAGCUGGAGCUGAACAAGAAGCGGGAGGCGGAAUUCCUGAAGCUGAGGCGGGACCUGGAGGAGGCCACGCUGCAGCACGAGGCCACGGCGGCCGCGCUGCGCAAGAAGCACGCGGACAGCGUAGCCGAGCUGAGCGAGCAGAUCGACAACCUGCAGCGCGUCAAGCAGAAGCUGGAGAAGGAGAAGAGCGAGAUGAAGAUGGAGGUGGACGACCUGUCCUCCAACGUUGAGUACAUCACCAAGAACAAGGCCAACGCUGAGAAGCUGUGCCGCACCUACGAGGACCAGCUGAACGAGGCCAAGUCCAAAGUGGACGAGCUGCAGCGGCAGCUGACGGACGUAGCGCAGCGGGGCAGGCUGCAGACUGAGAACGGGGAGCUUAGUCGGCUGCUGGAGGAGAAGGAGUCCUUCAUCAACCAGCUGAGCCGUGGCAAGAUCUCAUUCACACAGAGCAUCGAGGAGCUCAAGAGGCAGCUGGAGGAAGAGACCAAGAGCAAGAAUGCCCUGGCCCAUGCCCUGCAAGCCUCCCGGCACGACUGUGACCUGCUGCGGGAGCAGUACGAGGAGGAGGUGGAGGCCAAGAGCGAGCUCCAGAGGAACCUGUCCAAGGCCAACGCCGAGGUGGCCCAGUGGAGAACCAAGUACGAGACUGAUGCCAUCCAGAGGACUGAGGAGCUGGAGGAAGCCAAGAAGAAGCUGGCCACCCGGCUGCAGGAGGCGGAGGAGGCCGUGGAGGCCGCCCACGCCAAGUGCUCCUCGCUGGAGAAGACCAAGCACCGGCUGCAGACGGAGAUCGAGGACCUCUCGGUGGACCUGGAACGCGCCAACUCCGCCUGCGCCGCCCUGGACAAGAAGCAGCGCAACUUCGACAGGAUCCUGGCCGAGUGGAAGCAGAAGUACGAGGAGACCCAGGUGGAGCUGGAGGCGUCGCAGAAGGAGUCGCGCAGCCUGAGCACGGAGCUCUUCAAGCUCAAGAACGCCUACGAGGAGUCCCUGGACCACCUGGAGACCCUCAAGAGGGAGAACAAGAACCUGCAGGAGGAAAUUGCUGAUCUGACUGACCAGAUUAGUCUGGGUGGCAAAACCAUCCAUGAGCUGGAGAAGGUGAAGAAAGCCCUGGAGAGUGAGAAGAGUGAUAUCCAGGCAGCUCUGGAAGAGGCUGAGGGAGCCCUGGAGCAUGAGGAGAGCAAGACUCUGCGCAUCCAGCUGGAGCUGAACCAGAUCAAGGCUGACAUGGACAGGAAGCUGGCAGAGAAGGACGAGGAGUUUGAGAACCUGAGGCGCAACCACCAGCGGGCCAUGGAGUCCAUGCAGGCCUCGCUGGACGCAGAGGCCCGGGCCAAGAACGAGGCCGUCCGGCUGAGGAAGAAGAUGGAGGGAGACCUGAACGAGAUGGAGAUCCAGCUGAACCACGCCAACCGCCAGGCUGCCGAGUUCCAGAAGCUGGGCCGCCAGCUCCAGGCCCAGAUCAAGGACCUGCAGAUCGAGCUGGAUGACACCCAGCGCCAGAACGACGACCUGAAGGAGCAGGUGGGGGCCCUGGAGCGCCGCAACAACCUGCUGCUGGCAGAGGUGGAGGAGCUGCGCGCCGUGCUGGAGCAGGCAGAGAGGAGCAGGAAGCUGGCAGAGCAGGAGCUGCUGGAGGCCAGCGAGAGGGUCACCCUGCUCCACUCCCAGAACACAGGCCUGAUCAACCAGAAGAAGAAGCUGGAGGCAGACGUCUCCCAGCUGAGCGGUGAGGUGGAGGACGCGGUGCAGGAGUGUCGCAACGCCGAGGAGAAGGCCAAGAAGGCCAUCACAGAUGCUGCCAUGAUGGCAGAGGAGCUGAAGAAGGAGCAGGACACAAGUGCACACCUGGAGCGGAUGAAGAAGAACAUGGAGCAGACCAUCAAGGACCUGCAGAUGCGCCUGGAUGAGGCAGAGCAGAUUGCUCUCAAGGGGGGCAAGAAGCAGAUCCAGAAGCUGGAGGCCAGGGUGCGGGAGCUGGAGGGAGAGCUGGACACGGAGCAGAAGAAGAUGGCUGAAGCCCAGAAGGGCAUCCGCAAGUACGAGAGGAGGAUCAAGGAGAUGAGCUACCAGGCUGAGGAAGAUCGGAAGAACCUGGCUCGGAUGCAGGACCUGAUUGACAAGCUGCAGAGCAAGGUCAAGAGCUACAAGCGCCAGUUCGAGGAGGCCGAGCAGCAGGCCAACUCCAACCUGGUGAAGUACCGCAAGGUGCAGCACGAGCUGGACGACGCCGAGGAACGCGCCGACAUCGCCGAGACGCAGGUGAACAAGCUGCGCGCCCGCACCAGGGACGUCGUCCUCUCCAAGCAUUAGGAGCCUGGGUGCCCACCCUGCCCUGUCCCAGCUGCUGCUGUAGGUUGGAGGCAAGUGGCUGCAACAGCCACUGCCAGCUUUGCACCGUGUGAAUAAAUGUAGCUCUGCCAGGA
Messenger RNA from Manacus vitellinus (golden-collared manakin), 5653 nucleotides. It is a transcript of the gene MYH7B, whose product is annotated as myosin heavy chain 7B. The record is from RefSeq and is a predicted model, not a curated record. NCBI's taxonomy places the organism in Eukaryota, Metazoa, Chordata, Aves, Passeriformes, Pipridae. Gene Ontology annotation, molecular function: ATP binding; actin filament binding; cytoskeletal motor activity. Gene Ontology annotation, cellular component: myosin complex.